Messenger RNA from Pseudopodoces humilis (Tibetan ground-tit), 2846 nucleotides. RefSeq names its product Wnt family member 2 (gene WNT2). Lineage: Eukaryota; Metazoa; Chordata; Aves; Passeriformes; Paridae. Gene Ontology annotation, molecular function: cytokine activity; frizzled binding. Gene Ontology annotation, cellular component: extracellular region. Gene Ontology annotation, biological process: multicellular organism development; neuron differentiation; canonical Wnt signaling pathway. The record is from RefSeq and is a predicted model, not a curated record.
CUGGAUCGGGGCAAAGAUGAAGCAUGGGAGCGGGGCUGAACUCCAUGUCCUGAGGGAUUCGGUGCAGCGCGAACCGAGAGGAAUCCAGAGCGAUGCACCAAGCGGCGUGCCCCGUAUCCCGGCAGGGGAUCAGUAAGCCCCGCGAUCUUGUGUGGGGAUGUGAAGGUGCUUGACCCACGGGAAAGAAGCAGCUCUCAAGGUGGGUUUGGCCCUGCUCGUCCUUCUUACUCCAUGGGAUUUCUUCUGUCCCCCGCAACUGACCUGAUGUGGACCGAAGCGUUUCUAACAUGAACUUUCUCUCUGGGAUCUGGUGGUCUCUUCCCUUGGUUUUGGUCUGGGCGACCCCACCAGUCACCUCUUCAUGGUGGUACAUGGGCGCCGUGGGCUCGUCGCGGGUGAUGUGCGACAACGUGCCGGGCCUGGUGAGCCGGCAGCGGCAGCUGUGCCGCCGGCACCCCGAGGCGAUGCUCUCCAUCGGCCGCGGCGUGGCCGCCUGGACGGCCGAGUGCCAACACCAGUUCCGCCGGCACCGCUGGGACUGCAACGCCCUGGAGCGGGGGCAGCGCCUCCUCGGCCGCGUCCUGCUGCGCAGUAGUCGAGAAUCUGCUUUUGUACAUGCCAUCUCCUCUGCUGGAGUUGUUUUUGCCAUCACCAGGGCAUGUAGCCAAGGGGAGCUGAAAUCCUGCUCCUGUGAUCCCAAGAAGAAAGGCUCUGCCAAGGACAGCAAGGGCCAUUUUGACUGGGGUGGCUGCAGUGAUAACAUUGACUAUGGCAUUAAAUUUGCCAGAGCCUUUGUGGAUGCCAAGGAACGGAAAGGAAAAGAUGCCAGGGCGCUGAUGAACCUUCACAACAACAGAGCUGGAAGGAAGGCUGUGAAGCGGUUUUUGAAACAGGAGUGCAAAUGUCACGGUGUGAGUGGAUCGUGCACUCUCAGGACCUGCUGGCUGGCCAUGGCAGACUUUAGGAAAACAGGAGAUUAUCUGUGGAAGAAAUACAAUGGAGCAAUUCAGGUGGUCAUGAAUCAAGAUGGCACAGGUUUCACUGUGGCUAAUAAGAAAUUUAAGAAGCCAACUAAGAAUGACCUGGUAUACUUUGAGAGCUCUCCAGACUACUGUAUCAGGGACAGGGAUGUAGGUUCCCUUGGGACAGCUGGUCGGGUGUGCAACCAAACCUCGCGUGGCAUGGACAGCUGUGAAGUGAUGUGCUGCGGGAGAGGCUACGACACCUCCCGCGUCAGCAGGAUGACAAAAUGCGAGUGCAAAUUCCACUGGUGUUGUGCUGUGCGCUGCCAGGACUGCCUGGAGGUGGUGGACAUUCACACCUGCAAAGCGCCAAAGAGCGCUGGCUGGAUUUCCCGGACAUGACGCACAGGCUACUGAUGCUGAGGACCACAGCCUUUGCCCUUCCUGGCCCAUGCAGGGAAUGCAUCAGAGGUCGUUUUUACUUUUAUGCCUGUUUUGCCUUUGUUGUUCAUUGCGCAGAAGCUGCUGAAAAAUUGAUAUAAACCCUGCAGCAUUUACUUCGCAUUUCUGUAUGACAGUGUUGCUGCAGAGUUGUCUCCGCAUGAACUGAUGCAGCUCUGGAAGGAUGUACUUAUGCCAGGACUCUCCUCCAGAAUCCAAGUGGCAAUUCAUUCCUGCCAUCAGGAACACAAGAAGAUAGAAAAUAUGGCACUUUUACAAGAUCACCACCACCAGCUGCAUGGACUAGGCUUGCUCAAGCAUCUUCUGAACGAUCUUGGGCAGGUCAUAGUUGAGUCCUGGAUACCAAAUGGCUCAGGAGUUUGAGCACUGGUUGGUGAUUUCCCCAUGACAGAAAAUUUGCAGCCAGAUUGGUGAAAAACUUAACUGGAAGGUGUUUGUUCGUCCCUAGUGGACUGGAGUUUCCAGUAAAGUGGCCACCUGAGGCCACCCUGGCCACCAUAAGCCCACUGUGGCUUCCUGUGGGGCAGGAAUUGGCCCAUGGCCUAAAACAAAGGAAACUGCAGGAGAUGUAUUCAGCCACAACACUUUGAUGAACUAUUGGAAUCAAAGAAAAUGUCACAGUUAUAUGUUUGUGAAAACUUGCCUUAAAAGCUUUUAAAAAGUAAUGAAUAUUAACUGCUGAGGAUUUUUUGUUUCCUGACCUGAAGGAUUGAAGAGAAUGGUUUUUCACCCUAGUGAAAUCUGGGUACAGGACACUCGACUAGCUAAGGAUUAGGUUUCUACUUUUUCACCUACACAAUAGUGGAAAAAUGUUUGUGAACAGUGUUGGAGAAGGAAAUGCCUUGCCUUAGUAAUGACUUGGAUUCUAAAGUAGUUACCAGCUUCUAUGUUCUUUUAAAGUUAAUAGAUCUAUUAAAUGUGCUCAAAAUUAUACUUUCUACUCAGAUGGCAAAAUUUGAAUUAGAUUUUUUUUGCAUAUUUUCUGCAAAGCUGCAUGCCUAUGAUGAGUGUAUCAGCUUGCAAUGGAGGCAAUUACAGGUUGUGCCAGGUCCAUAUGCUGGGCUGGGAUCAGCACAAAACAACAAGUUGCUGUAAAGAUGUGCAGGCUUAUGAGGCCCAGAAAUUGCAGCCUUGGUGGAAAGGAACCAGGUCACAGAGGGACCAGCUGUCUCUCCUCAGGGCAGAGAUCAGCAACAUGAACCAGAAGAAAAAUGGGCUCUGUACCAGUAAGUAUAAGCCUCUGAAAAAGAACCCAUGAAAAGUAGAGACAGGCAAGGUAAUGAAAAAAUAACAUAGGAAAAGGAGGUUUUAUGAGUGAUAGAACACAUUGUAGAUGAAGGUGAAAUUUCCAUGUGAAAACAAAAUAGACUGGAAGAACCCUGCAGGUACAAACAGUGCAAGAAAAAAUAAUAUCCAAGUAGC